Messenger RNA from Onychostoma macrolepis, 1860 nucleotides. It is a transcript of the gene mtnr1c, whose product is annotated as melatonin receptor 1C. The record is from RefSeq and is a predicted model, not a curated record. Gene Ontology annotation, cellular component: membrane. Gene Ontology annotation, biological process: G protein-coupled receptor signaling pathway. The transcript has 2 exons. Lineage: Eukaryota; Metazoa; Chordata; Actinopteri; Cypriniformes; Cyprinidae. Bases 215 to 1300 code for a protein of 361 amino acids. Gene Ontology annotation, molecular function: melatonin receptor activity.
ACGGUCAUACCGUUUAGAUUUUUUUUAGGGCAAGUCGUUUUGAAGUUAUUGCUGAAUGUGUCACGAAUAUCGAAAACAAAACCAACUUAACCCCGCUAAUGGAUUGGUUAUAUUUUCUGGAGGGUGAAUACCUGUUCGUUCCAACUUUGCCUUUUUUCCUCGAAGAGUGGAUCAAAGGAGAAACUUUAAUGUGGCUUUACGCUUUUCCAUAAGAAUGGAGUUGAUGAAGGCGAACUUGAGCUGUCUGGAUAGUUUAUCCCGGGGAAACAACUGCCUCCCCGCCAGGAGCACGUCUCCCGGGGUAGCGGCCACCCUUGCCGGCGUGCUGAUCUUCACCACCGUGGCUGAUAUCGUUGGAAAUCUGCUCGUCAUCCUGUCUGUGUACAGGAACAAGAAACUCAGGAAUGCAGGUAACAUCUUUGUGGUGAGUCUUUCUGUGGCUGACCUGGUGGUGGCGCUGUACCCUUACCCCUUGGCUCUGUUCGCUAUCUUCCAUAACGGCUGGACAAUGGGCUCCCUGCACUGCCAGCUGAGCGGGUUUGUUAUGGGACUGAGUGUGAUCGGCUCGGUCUUCAACAUCACGGCUAUCGCCAUCAACCGCUACUGCUACAUCUGCCACAGUCUCCGCUACGACCGGCUGUAUUCUCGUCGGAACACCUGUCUGUACCUGAUGCUCACCUGGAUGCUAACCGCUCUGGCCACCGUGCCCAACUUCCUGGUGGGUUCCCUAAAAUACGACCCACGCAUCUUCUCCUGCACGUUCACCCAGACGGCAAGCUCUUCUUAUACCGUCUGCGUUGUUCUGAUCCACUUUCUGGUUCCUCUGGGUGUGGUUUCUUUCUGCUACCUGCGUAUAUGGACGUUGGUGAUUAGGGUCAAAGGUCGUGUGCGGCCCAAUCCGAAGGUCAGAACGGCCGACCUGAGGAAUUUCUUGACAAUGUUUGUGGUGUUCGUGCUGUUUGCCGUGUGCUGGGCGCCCCUGAACUUCAUCGGGCUCGCCGUGGCCGUAAACCCCGCAAAAGUGGCACCGAAUGUCCCGGAGUGGCUGUUUAUUACCAGCUACUUCAUGGCAUAUUUCAACAGCUGUCUGAAUGCUGUUGUCUACGGGUUGCUCAACCAGAACUUCAGGCAAGAAUACAAACAGAUUCUCCGCGCUCUCUGCACACCACGAGCACUGUUCACUGAAAGCUCCAGGUACAACACUGAAGCCAUAAAGAGUAAACAGUCGCCGGCAGGAACCAAUAACAAUGUGAAAGAGGCCAAUAUGUAUAAGGGCGGUGUAACACACACUCUUUUCUAGUACAUCGCUCCCCAUUUAACUAACAACCACAAUAUUAGGGUAUAAAGGGGUUAAAGGCACAGCGGGGUAAAACCUAUGACUUCCACUCAUUUUUCCGCAGCACUUUCCUAAACAUCCGCGGUUCACUAUGCACCAGGAAAUUUGACUGAGCCUUGAUUCAGCGAAUAAAACGUCAGCUCUGCGCUACACUGACCUAAUAUUUGACUAUUUAAAUUUUAUUUUAUUUUAUAGAGUUAUAUGACAAAUGAGAAUCAAUCAUAUUUCCAAAUAUAUUUUGGACAAUAUGUAAAAGUUUGGUAUUUAGGGUAAAAAGUGGCCCUACUGUAAAUAGCAGGCUGACUUUUUCAUUUGUUGACAUGAGAUUGUUAGAUUCAAACGGUCAGUAUCUUGUAUUACGCUGAGUGUCUACCUUAGAGAUAAUCACUGUAUGUAUAAUGAAACUAUCAUAUUAAAAAAAUGCAUUAAUCAUAUUUGAAUCCAAAUUUAAAUCUAAAAUAUAUGAAUCAUUUAUUGUUCAAUCAACUAUUGCUUUCAGAAUAGUUAUUUUUUCUGUAUUUUUA